Ruditapes philippinarum (Manila clam) is the source of this 4136-nucleotide messenger RNA. RefSeq names its product F-box/LRR-repeat protein 14-like. Gene Ontology annotation, cellular component: SCF ubiquitin ligase complex. Gene Ontology annotation, molecular function: protein binding. The record is from RefSeq and is a predicted model, not a curated record. Gene Ontology annotation, biological process: SCF-dependent proteasomal ubiquitin-dependent protein catabolic process. Bases 46 to 1257 code for a protein of 403 amino acids. The transcript has a single exon. Lineage: Eukaryota; Metazoa; Mollusca; Bivalvia; Venerida; Veneridae.
AUUUGGUUUACAAACUAAAUUUAAAUUUAUCACGUGACUCCAAACAUGGCGGACACGCCAGUGGGAAAUAAAAAUUCCCACAUUUCAUGUCUAUUUCCCGAGAUUCUGACGAUAAUCUUCAGUCAUUUAGAUGUAAGAGACAAAGGGCGAGCUGCCCAAGUUUGUACGGCGUGGAAAGAUGCAGCUUACAACCGGCAAGUAUGGCGAAACGUUGAGGCAAAACUUCACUUGAAACGUGCGAAACCUUCUUUGUUUCCAAGUCUUGUAAAACGUGGUAUACGGAAAGUUCAAGUUCUGAGCUUACGCCGAACCCUCCGCGAUGUGGUGUGUGGCAUUAGUAAUAUUGAAAGCUUAAAUCUGAGUGGAUGCUUCAACAUUAAUGAUGGUGCCCUGUCGCAUGCAUUUACACAAGAAAUGCCUUCAUUAACAGUGUUAAACUUAAGUCUGUGCAAACAGAUAACUGACAGAAGUUUGGAAAGAAUUGCUCAAUACUUGCAAAACUUGGAAGUUCUCGAACUUGGAGGAUGUACAAGUGUUACAAACACUGGUCUCCUGUUGAUCUCUUGGGGACUGAAAAAGUUGAAAGUUUUAAAUCUGAGAAGUUGCAGACACGUAUCUGACCAUGGCAUUAGUCACCUGUGCGGGUUAAGUCCACAUGCAGCACCAGGAACUCUAGAGCUUGAACAUCUUGGGUUACAGGAUUGUCAAAAACUAACUGAUCUAUCGCUGAAACAUGUAAGCAGUGGACUUGUUAAUCUUAAAAGUAUGAAUUUAAGCUUUUGUGGAAAUGUGACGGAUUCGGGUAUAAAAUUCCUUUCUAAAAUGCAAAGUCUAAGAGACCUUAAUCUAAGAAGCUGUGACAAUGUGACAGAUGCAGGACUUGGAUUUUUAUCUGAAGGUGGUUCAAGGCUUGAAGUUCUUGAUGUGAGUUUUUGUGAUAACGUGGAAGAUCGAGGGCUACAGUUGCUGUCUCAAGGGUUGUACAGUCUAAGAAGCCUGUCAUUGAGUGCUUGUAAUGUAAGUGAUGAUGGAAUUGAGAAACUUGUGAACGCCUUGCAAGAAAUAACAAUGUUGAACAUUGGACAGUGUGACAGAAUCACAGACAAGGGUCUAAGUGCUAUUGGAAUGAAAUUGAAAAAUCUUAAAAGCAUUGAUCUGUACGGAUGUACAAGAAUUACAACUGUUGGUCUUGAAAAGAUCAUGCAGCUGCCAUGUCUAACAGCCUUGAAUCUUGGUCUCUGGCAUAAGAGAGAUUAACAUACGAUGUAAUAAAUGAUCUUAAGCUUGUUGACAGUUGAGGAAAGGACAGAAAACUAUACAAAUUUUAUACAUUGUGUUAUAAAAAUUUAUUAAAAUAUUCUAACAUGUCGAAGAGAAAGACCAAUGAAAUUAUUGGUGUUGUUUUUGUUUGGCUCAAUGUCAAACUGCUUCAGAAGUUUGUAUGUAGGUUCAUUCAAAACAUUAUAAAUGAACUCCAAACAAAAAUAAGCGGAAAAGUCACAUGAAAUUAUUUUGUAAAACUGUUUUAAAAUAUUGCAUAUCUGACUAAACUUUAAAUGGUUGUACUCUUUAGAUUUUUAUAUUUAUAUUUUACAUGUGUGUAAGCUAAGAUAUUAACUGUAUAAGAUUUUCAGCCAUUAGACAUUGUGUAGUCUUUCAAACACUAUUUAUAUUGGGUUUAAAAAGGUUUAAUUUGCUCUAUGAACUUGUCAACUAGUUUUUUUUGUGUUUUUUUUUAAUUGGCCAGUGUUUAUAAAGGUCUUUUGAAUAAUUAAUUUUUACAUUUCUAAAAUGCUAGAUCUAUGCAUGUACAAACUACAACAUUGAUCUGAUGUGUUUAUUUAGCGGGGAAAAUGAUCCCAGAUUUUAACUUUCAUAGAUCUGUCCCUUCACUGAUGGGUAUUUAAUUUUGAUUUUUUGUGUGCUAUUUUUUCUAAAAUAGUGGGGUUAAUAGAAUAUUUUCAAACCUCAAGAUAGGGGCAUUUAGCUGGGAUUUUACAAUGUGACUGUCCCCACAAGAUUGAAGUUAGGGCUUGCCCUGGGGUUUGAUCAUCAAGAAGCCAUGAUCAUUCAAUUUACAGAUAACAAGAUUAUAAUUUACAGGUGCAGUAAUUCUCUUCUUCCACAAUAUUUCCUUAUCAUAUCAAGAUGUUUUCAUAUUGCUCUCAUGUUAAGGUGCUAUUUGAAAAACCCCAUUGUCAUUGUUAUAUCAUAAUCAUAUCAUAAUUCAAAGUUUAACUAAGAUUACCAGUAUGUUCAGAAAGAUACUUGCCAAUUUUUAUAUACAUGUGACAAGGAAUUUUCUGUAAGUCAUAGUGUGUAAGUAAAUAAAACUAAAUUAUUGUAGAUAAUUUUAUUCAUGUUUAAAUAUAGCAAUGCUUCCAAGGUUCAUUGAUAUGUAAAAAAGACAUAUUCAUAAUUCAGUGCAGAUUUAAGUUAUCACAUUUCAUUAUGACAGUAUCUUUAUAUAAUUAUUUAUAUCAAAAUGUAAGUAAAGUAGCAUCAAUUUGAUAAAAUUUUAUAUUUUCUAGAACUUUUAUAUAAAAGCAAAUUGACAAUGUAUAAUAUAAUUACAGUAAGAUCACAUUAUAACAGCAAAGAUAUAGUUAUGUGUAGAUCUCAGAGUUUUUUUUUCCAGAAGAAAGUGCUAUAUUUAAAAAUCACUUAUAAGUUAUAAUUUAAUUAUAUGUAUAUAAUUCAGUAUGUGCACAUGUGUGUUUUGUUUAUUAUUAAAGUCCAAACUAGGCUGCCAUUUGAGAAUUUUGUUCAUUAUUAAAGUCCAAACUCGUCUGCCAUUUAAGAAUUUGUUCAUUAAUAUUAAAGUCCAAACUCGGCUGCCAUUUAAGAAUUUGUUCAUUAUUAAAGUUCAAUCUUGGCUGCCAUUUAAAAAAAAUUUUGUUGAUGCAGAAUGAAUAUUGUAAAUAUAUAAGUAUGUAUGAGAAAUUAUUUAAUAAUAUAUAAUGCAUACAUUCUAUUACAUUGUACUUGCUGUUGACCUAAUCUACACGUCGGGUAUAGUUAACCCAACCUACUUUGACAAUUUUUAUUGAAGUAUCUUAGAAAAAUGAAUACAAUGUAACAUCAUUCUUAUCAAAAAAUAAUUAAGUCAAUUAAAAUUUAUUCAUUGAUACAUGUAUGUAAAAAAAAAAUUAUUACUAGCAUAUAUAUACAUAUCAAAUUUUCAAUUGUUAUAUAAAUGGAGGCCACAGUGUUUGUUUCUGGCCUUCCUACACAAAUGUAUAAAUUGUCAACCCUAACUGUUUUUGUGAUUGGGUAUUUCAAGCAGCUUAGCUUUAUGUAGGCUAAAUUUUAAGAGUAUAAGGUGUGGGGGAUGUGUUGAAACUUUGAUCACUUUAUUAAAUAAAGUCAUAAUCCAAGGCCCGUAACUCUAGCAUUGAUAUAACAGAGUUAUUCCCCCUUUUUUAAACUUUUUAAAUAUAAACAUCAUCCAGACACUUGUUUUACUAUCAAGCACUGAGAAUUGAACAUGCUGUACUUCAGACAGAUCUUGUCUGAAAUUAAUUUCAUUUUGCAUUUUUGUUUUUAAACUUUCAUGGAAAAAAAGUUGAUGAAGCCUACAUGGCCAAUGAGAAGCUAGAGAAGUUAACAGGAUCAGCAGAAAUAGUCAUUAGUUGAUUGAAAAUAUUAAUGUUAUUUGAUCUGAAUAGACAAGAUACAAGAAACUUUAAUUUAAGUCGGGUUUACAACCAACAUAUUUUGUCAUUUUGGUGAAAUAAAGAAAUUGUGAGUCUUUAAUGACCAGUAAUGACUGGUUAAAAUGGGGAAAAAAAUGCUGAUUGGUAGCAGGAGAAAUUAGUGUGACAUGUUUUGUCCCAGAUUGUUACAUGUUGUGUGGUGUUGUUAAGCAAAAUAUCUUUUAUUUACCCUUUAUUUCUUCAGUGUCUAUUUAAAAUUGUCAAUCAAAAUUACAAGUGUAUAUUAUAUAAUAAAUUAUAAUAACACCUACAGUGUAUAUAGAAACAGGUGAAUUUUCUGUUAUCUUGUUAAGGUCUACAUAUUUUGCAUGCAGUAUUUAGAUAAAAAAAAUCAUAUUAUAAAAUAUUGAAAUUUUUGAUGCAAGAAAUGAUAUUUUGAUUGUUUUGUUUUGUACAAAAAAUAAAAAGUAUCAAACUUUA